UACUACCAGGGCGCUUUAUAGUGCAUCAAACUUAAAGUUAACAUUAACCUGUUUAACAGUGAUAUAUACUUCAUACGAUAAUAUAUAUCAUGUGAUUAAUUAAUCUAACUGAACUUUGACAUUUGGAUACACCAACAAGUACAUCAAAUGAUGUUCCAAUUCAUCGAGCACGCGGUGUUCACGCUUGUUCUGGCUGUGCUUAUCAGCGUCUAUUACCGGAAGGGGCCCCGCUACUUCCUGAAGAUCAUUGUCCUGGCGGUGAAGGAACUACCGGGAGUGCAGACGCUGAUUGACAAUGUCCUUAAGAAGGAGGUCACAAGCUUUGUGAAGUCGUCCACGUUGGCGCAGGAUGUAGUUGCCAGCAAGCCGCGUAUUGUUCUUCCUAAAUCAGCGUUCAGCUCGGAUGACCUCCGUGUCCAGAUGGGCAACCUUCUGAAGCGAGAAUGCAACACGCAGGAGGACGGUAACGUGUUUGCUUACACGUACACCAUGAAGGACGAACACUUCAAAUUGCAAGAGGAUGCCUUUGACAUGUUUGAAGAGAAGACGGGUCACUCCGCAGAGCACGACAAAAUUGUAAAGGAAUUCUUCCACGCCUUCAUGCACGAAAAUGCACUUAACCCAAUGAUCUUCCCAGCUCUAAGAUUAAUGGAAACGGAAGUGGUGAGUAUGACCGCCGCCAUGUUGAACGGUGACCGUGAGGUGGUUGGGUUCCUCACUUCCGGUGGUACAGAGAGCAACCUGAUGGCGGUGAAGACCUUCAGGGACUAUGGUCGAGCGCAACGCCCAUAUAUCCGGCGACCGAAUAUCGUGACCCCGAUAUCGGUUCAUCCGACCAUAGACAAGGCUGCCCACUACUUCGACAUGGAUGUCAUUCACACGCCCAUGGACAAGGACUUUAAAGCAGAUGUCAAGGCCAUCGAACAGGCUAUAAAUUCGGACACAGUGCUCAUUGUGGCAUCGGCACCACAGUUCUGUCACAGUGUGAUGGACCCUAUUAAAGAAAUAGGGGCACUGGCCCUUCGCAAAGGGAUACCACUUCAUGUGGACGCUUGCUUUGGGGGUUUCAUGUUACCUUGGGUGGAAAAACUGGGUUACAAAAUCCCGAAAUUUGACUUCCGAGUGCCCGGAGUGACCUCUAUGUCGGCGGAUGUCCAUAAAUAUGGCUAUAGCGUGAAGGGCGCCAGUGUGAUCUUGUACCGUAAUGCGGACAUACGGAAACACCAGAUAUACGCGUACGCGGAGUGGCCUGGCGGUCUUUACGGGUCUCCCAGCAUGGCGGGAACCAGGCCAGGCGGCAACAUUGCAUCGGCAUGGGCGGCUAUGAAAGCACUAGGUGAAAGCGGGUACAUGGCCAAAGCACGCGAAAUCAUGGACAUCACGGACAAAUUGAAAGCGAGAAUUACUAGUAUUAAGGGCCUGUGUUUGAUGGGAGAACCAUGCAUGUCGGCGUUUGCAAUUGGUUCCAGUGAUUCCAACCUUAACAUACAGGCUGUGGCCGAUGUCAUGGAAACCAAAGGCUGGAAGAUGGAGCGGUGCCAGACGCCUGACUGCCUGCACUGCUCAAUCCUGCCCCAUCACACCGGCAAGGCAGACAAGUUCCUGGAUGAUCUAGAGGCAUCCACCAAGCAUUGUAUGGAUAACAAAGCCCUCGCAAAGAAGGGCACCGCUGGUGUGUACGGAAUGAUGGCCAACAUUCCUGACAAAGGAAUCGUCACUGACUUCCUGAUCGAGUUCUUCAGUGAAGUGUACACGUGCAAAUAAACAAUCGCACUAUUUAUAUUACUAUCACGUGGGAUGUAAGUUCAAUAUAAUGAUCUAUUCUGUGUUUGGGUGGAACCCUCAGUGCGGGAUAUAAGUUCAUACCCGCGCAAUAUCUAUAAGUAUAUGGGUACUGUUACAUUACAUAUUGUGUUCACCAUGUGAACAUGCAUUUUUAUGGAUGAUGUUGAUGGAGAAAAUAUACCACUUUUUAUUUUGUGCUUGACUCAAAAUCUUCAAAUCUAGUCAUGGUAUUUUUGUGAAAUAGUCUUUAAAACUAAUAAUAAACUUACUCAAAGUCCUUUUCAUUGUUCAUAACGACUUAUUUUUUUUAUUUAAUUUCAACACAAAGCUUUCCAAUGUUCAUAAUAUAUUAUAAAUAAGUUAAAUGAAUUGGCCUUUUGGCCCCAUGACAAUAACAACUGGUGUGACCGUAACGUCCGGCUGUGAACGUGAAUCUCCUACUACCCUACUACCCUUUACUGACAAACAGUGUAUUAAUAUAUAUUGGAACACCCAAUUCUGACGUGUCAAUUUCCGACGGGAUCUUGAGCAAAAACACAUGCUUAAAUAUAGAGAAUUAAUAUGAUAUGCGUUAGACAAAUAAGGAAGUCCGUAAUUUACAUUCCCUGCAUGCCGACGACAUGUCUAAUGAGUAAGUUAAACAAUGAAUAAUUAACUUGAUGUGUUCUUCUCAUAUAGUUAGAUGUUAUUUAUGAUUACUAUCUGUAUUGGCCAUCUGAUAUCGUUCUGAAGCAUGUAUCCCUUAAUUGAUUAAUUAGCUGGGCUCUUUGUAUGUAAGAUAUUGCUUAUAGUAGGAAUUUUUGCCAAUUUAAUUUCUGUCGUGUAUAAUUGUCCAAUGCGUAUACUAUUUUGUAUAAUAAUAUUUAAUAUAAUAUUUAACUUGUUACGCUACAUUGUUGUACACGAAAAACUCAUUCGGUUACCUUCAAGAUUUAUGAAAGUUUAAAGUCAAAGGUCAAAGUAAUAAUUACAAUGAUGUAAAAUAGGACAUUUCCGCUGUAUAACUUAUUUAAUCUUGAAAAUAAUAUGAAAAUAACUUGUGCGCCUACUUGUAAUAUCUGUUGCUCAGACGUUUGGAUAAAAUGCAUAUUUUAGUUAGAUAAUAAUAAGCACACAAAUAACAGCGUGGUUUUCAACAUUGUCAUGCAAAACAACCCUUAAAUUAAGCCUUUACUUUCUCGAUAUCGCUCUACUGGAGACUUUUUGCUUCGGUUUUCAGUAAAGAAACAAAAUUGUCACACCUAUACAUAAACAAAAAACAAUGUUUUUUUAUAUUGGGCUAUUAGUCAAAUUUAUUUGUACACAUGCGUUAGAAAUACGUUCUUUACUUCCCCUGUAAAUAUAACGUUCCAUCCUGAAUGACUGAGAAUUCAAUUCAAAUACCAAGUUUUGCUAUACGGAAGUUAAUGGACGUACGGAAAAUACGAUCUCAUUUUGAGUUAUGUGUUAUAGCGGAUGUUAACAAUGUGGAUGUCACUUAUCAUUAACUAGUGUUUAUAAUGAAACGAAAUAAAAAAAUCCUCGUU
Messenger RNA from Dreissena polymorpha, 3311 nucleotides. RefSeq lists its product as uncharacterized. The transcript has 13 exons. Gene Ontology annotation, molecular function: carbon-carbon lyase activity; pyridoxal phosphate binding. Lineage: Eukaryota; Metazoa; Mollusca; Bivalvia; Myida; Dreissenidae. Gene Ontology annotation, biological process: carboxylic acid metabolic process. The record is from RefSeq and is a predicted model, not a curated record. Bases 148 to 1764 code for a protein of 538 amino acids.